Messenger RNA from Bursaphelenchus xylophilus (pine wood nematode), 1604 nucleotides. The record is from the annotation of a GenBank genome assembly. Lineage: Eukaryota; Metazoa; Nematoda; Chromadorea; Rhabditida; Aphelenchoididae.
AUGAGUUGGAAACUUGUGAUUGUACUUGUCUUUGUAAACACGGCAGCUCAAAACAUCACUGAAGAAGAGAAUAUAGUCGUCUUUGGCAAUGGAUGCACGGUGAUUGUAAGUUUAAAACGUGCCGGAAAGAUUGAUUACAUAUGUAGAAUGACGUCGUUCAUGAGUGCGAUGGCUCCAAUCAUACGCUGACUGAUAAGGAAAGGAAGGAUAUUGAAAAAUGGAACAAUGGGUUUCAGGACUAUAUCCAGAAACUGGUAAGCAAUCACGGGUAUUGAACAACCUUAUUAAAAGUCCUAAAGCUUUUGAUGUCAUACAUUAUACAUACUAAUGAGGUGAAUAAUUUGUAUUAUUUACUAAAAGGGCAGUCUUUUUCAGUCGGGCCAUUUCGACUCUCCCAAAGUUUUGAAUACAUGUUUUUCAAAGUUCAAAGAAUGUUCCCUACAAUUAUUAACUCGCGCUUUCCCACAGCCACCGGGAUAUUCAACGACAUGAUUUCGGAGAGCAUGCGAAGUGCGCUCGUCCCGACUUUCCGGGUCGACCACAGUUCGGGCCAACACAAAACCGAUUGGUACGGGGCGUAGGCAGGCGGAUACCCAAAAAGGGUUUAGGAAGUGCCUACGAGGCCUGGUAAAGCCGUUGGAUCGUCUGCGAAAGCUCAGCAAAGGCUCGACGAAAGCUUGGCAAAGGCUUCCAAUAUCACCACUUUUUCUAAUUUUAGUUAUUGCUAACGUUAGUUUUGUUUAUCCUGAGUUAUUGUAACGUAUUAAAGGUCAAAAUUUGCGGCAAAAAACAAAGCUCUGUAGCUUUUAUCUAGCUAUUAUCGAUGUGGGUAAAUGUCAAACACCUCAAAAUAGGUGAUAAGCUAUCCUAGGACCAGAUGAAUCUUGUUAUUUCUACUAACUGAGCCUUUUCCUAGCCUCCCCUUGCAUACAACGACGAACCGGCGCGAUCCAUAUAUUGUUGAGCCGAACUGUCGCUGACUCGGAAAGUCGUAGCGUAUUUUUUUCGUUUUUGAUUGAAAUUUUAGAUGAAGUAUUAUUUUCCGCUACGAACCGGCUAUUUUCAAACCAAAAGUUAAAAAAACAAAACUUUUUUUAAAAACAGCAAAUGUUUUUUAUCGGACAAAGCAAAGCGCCUUUCUUUAUUUUUCCUUAGGAUUCCCGGUUUCGAAAGGUCAGGCACAGUUACGGUAUAUUUUGUUUGCAAAAAUAAAAUUUUUCCGAGCAGAAGAAAAAACAUAUGGCGGAAAGCCUCUUACAUCUAGCUGAUUCACCUAAUUCGUGCGUUCUCUUGCAAGGAAGACCUUAAAUAGUAUGGUAUUAUCCUGCUUGCAAAAAAAUUGUUUGUGCCUCGAAUUUGGAUCUCUUGCAAAAAAAUUUGGAGAAUACAAAUACCCUGCCUUAAAGAUCUCGUCGUUAGACAAUUCAAAAUUUCAGUUUCCUCCUGGCUUUCCCUUCGCACCGCCUCAGAAUCCCGGCACACCGCCGACUCCAGUAACUCCGUGCAAAAUAACUUGCCCCGCUUCGAAAACCGCCCAUAAAUUGAACGGCGAUCAGGCCAAUUUUAGCAUUCCGGAUGUUUUUGGUGACGAUUUUCUAGAAUGA